GAAAUAGCCGUUGACGAUCAUGGAGCAUUGAACUAGCACCGUCAAGUACUGCCAAAAUGUCUGCCCUGCCGGACGACACACUACGAAAGAUCUUGGUCCAAAUUCAACAGACCGCCGUCCAGUCACAACGUGCUCUCAAUAUUUCUAGACAGCAAUCUGCCUCAAAAGAUCGCGAGCGAAGGAUACUCCAGCUCACUAUUGAUGAGAUCCAAGGUAUUGAAGGAGAUGUCAACUUGUACAAGGGUGUUGGCAAAAUGUUUAUGAUGGUCCCCCGGAAAACGAUGGAGCAAGAACUCAAAACCCAGGAAAAGGAGCUGACGGAUGACAUUAAUAGCUUGAACAAGAAGGCAAAAUAUCUUGAAAAGCAAUUCAACGACGCACAAUCUCAGCUGCGGGACAUUUUCCACCAUAGCCCGAAGCAAUGAGGCCUAAUUUAACAGUUAUUCAGCACGCACUACUGUAAUAUCAACAGAUCACACUGUACAAGAUCACACAUGACAUAAGCCCCGCAAGAACCUGUAUUUGAGCGCUCGAUAGUUGCGUUUCAUGUACUGGCACUACAGAUAUUCAGAGCUCAAGUUCCUUCCCACACCAGUCUCCCCUGGGCAGACAUAGACGAAGGAAGUCAGUCGUUCCUCCUUAUUCACACAGCUGGAGAGCGAGGUGCUCUCCAAGGGCAACUUGGACGUGAACGUCUGAACAUUAAGAUCUAAGGGAAGAGGUCUUCAGAAUAUGCACAAAAAGCUGCGCUUUUGAGUACUUCGAGUUUCAGAAC
Messenger RNA from Suillus paluster, 775 nucleotides. Its product is annotated as Prefoldin. Gene Ontology annotation, biological process: protein folding. Gene Ontology annotation, cellular component: cytoplasm; prefoldin complex. Gene Ontology annotation, molecular function: protein folding chaperone. The record is from RefSeq and is a predicted model, not a curated record. The transcript is spliced from 5 exons. NCBI's taxonomy places the organism in Eukaryota, Fungi, Basidiomycota, Agaricomycetes, Boletales, Suillaceae. Bases 57 to 425 code for a protein of 122 amino acids.